UUGAACGGAAGUUACGUUUAUACAUAAACAUCGUGGCGAGAGAAAGAAGUACCUCGUCGAUGAAAAAACCCAAUAUUGAAAAAAAAAAGGAAAUGGCUAGAAGACGCGAUUCAUCCUCCAAUGUCGUAAAAUUCAUGCCUCCAACACUAGUAAACUGCAGUACGAGCUGCUCCGAUCUAGAUCUAGAAGAAAAUGAACACAUCAGCAUAUCACUAGCAACACAAACAAUGUCAACAAACGACUGCGCCGUCAAACAAACAAGCAGAUCUCAAAAGAAAGAACAACAUCCUGCACAACACUCACUGAUGGAUAUAAGCCAGGUUGUAAACGAUUUGGAAAGGGAGGUCCUGAAAUUAAAAGAAAUGAUUAGUGCAUGUCUGAAAGAGGAGGAGGCUGAAAGGAGAGAUUGCAAAUUUAAAAAACCUAAAGUGUCGUCUGUGACCAUAUCAAUUGACUGUUUUGCCUCUACUUCAGUAGAAGAUGAUAUAACAAGGCUAGAAAAUGAAGGUGUGGAAUGUUGUCAUGGUGUAGAUGAAUCACAUGAUGAUAUCAGCUCUGACCAAAAAAAAGACAGGGUCAGACAUCGAAGUAAAUCUGAACCACUUCUAACUAGAAAUAAGUCUCAGCAUAAAGCAAACACCUACACCAGUGAAGACCAGCCCUUUGAGGACUUGUUGUGCGUUAGUACUAAUUACAGUGAGUCAGAGAUAAAGAACAGAUUCAAUGUUAGAGAAAAUAACGAGAAAACGGUCAGACAGCAAAGUAAAUCUGAACCACGACAAACUCGAAAUACGUCGCAGCAUAAAGCAAACACCUACACCAGUGAAGACCAGCCCUUUAAGGACUUAUUCUACGAUUUUACCAGCAGUGAGUCCGAGAUAGAAAACAGAUUCAAUGUUAAAGACAAUAAGAAGAAAACGAUCAGAUAUCGAAGUAAAUCUGAACCACGACAAACUCGAAAUACGUCGCAGCAUAAAGCAAACACCUUCACCAGUAAAGAAGAUCAGCCCAUUAUUGACUUGUUCUGCCACGAUUCAUACACGCCAACGAGCAUAGAAAGUGGGCAGUUCAUUAAAUGCCACCCAUCUAGCGAGCAGCAAGCGUGCAUAAAAAAUCAAAAUCUAAAAACAUAUAAACCAAAGAAAAAUCUACGAAGCUGGGAUCUCUACUACUGAUUGCGAAGAAAGUAGCAAAACCGAAUAACUAGCUGAGAAGACGUAUUUUAUUAGUAGUUGUCUUUUUAUCCGUAUCAUUAUCACUCAUAACAUUUUUAAACUAGAAAAAUGUGUGAUAGUCAAGCCUUGCGGAAAGUCCCUCACCAUCUCACACCACCGCAUCCACACACCACCCUACCACUCCCACACAUGACACUACCUCAUUCCCGCACCACCCCACCUUACCAACACUUUAUCCCACCACAUCCACCAAUCACCCUACCACUUUCGCACAUAACUACACUACAUCCACACACCACUCCACUACAUCCCCACACCACUCCACUACAUCUACACACCACUCCACUACAAAUACACAUCACUCUACUACAAAUACACAUCACUCCACUACAUCUACACAUCACUCUACUACAUCUACUCAUCACUCCACUACAAAUACACAUCACUCCACUACAUCUACACAUCACUCCACCGUAUUUUGCACACAUCACUACAUCCACACAUCACCUCACCACAACCUCAUCCAAACAUUAACUCACAUCCACCUUCCACUACACAUCAUUCCUACAUCAUCCACUCCACCACACCCACCCACACAUCCUUCCAUCACAUCCACAAGCCACUUCUCCAAUUCCGCACAACAUUACAUGCAGAGGUUGGGCUUUUUCCAAGUAAAUUCAGCUCGGAUGGACCUUUACUUGUGUGAGGAUUUUGACUUGGUGUUAACAUUCAAUGCGGAUGUUGCUUCGCUAUAUAUUCUGAAACACGAGAGUGCCAUCCCAGUAACUACGUCAUCCCUGAUCACAUGAAAAUCUGGGACAAUAUCAAAGUUCAAAGACUCGCUCUGAAAGUCUCAAGUGGAGUCGACCCUGGGCCGGUGUGUCUUCACUGCAGGCUCGUCCCCAGUGAAUGUGUCAAGUCUUUUAUAAUGACUAAACCAGUGCUUGGAGAUCGUUGAUCAGUUCGCCAUCUUGUGUUGAUACCCUGUCUCUCAGAUGAUAUGUAAUAUUCGCUCACUCGCUGACAAAUAAAAGGAAAAUCAUCGAAA
Physella acuta is the source of this 2223-nucleotide messenger RNA. RefSeq lists its product as uncharacterized. The record is from RefSeq and is a predicted model, not a curated record. Lineage: Eukaryota; Metazoa; Mollusca; Gastropoda; Physidae.